This is a messenger RNA of Drosophila obscura, 445 nucleotides long. RefSeq names its product cuticle protein. The coding region runs from base 12 to 317 and encodes 101 amino acids. The record is from RefSeq and is a predicted model, not a curated record. Lineage: Eukaryota; Metazoa; Arthropoda; Insecta; Diptera; Drosophilidae. The transcript has a single exon.
AAUCCUCCAAGAUGUUCAAGUUCGUCGCCGCCGUUGUCCUCGCUCUGAUUGCCUGCGUUGCCGCCAAGCCCGGCAUCGUGUCUCCCCUGGCCUACUCCGCCCCCUAUGUGGCUGCCUCGCCCUACGUGGCGGCGUCCCCCUACGUGGCGUCUCCGUAUGUGGCAUCUCCCUAUGUCGCCUCCCCGUACACUGCCGCCUACGCUUCUCCAUACACCGCUGCCUACACCGCUACCUACGCCUCCCCCUACGCUGCCGCCUACACAGCUCCCUAUGCCGCCGCUGCCGCCUACACCGCCCCCCUCCUGCUGAAGAAGUAGAGAACACACCGGAAGUGCCACCCGCCCACCUGUAGCCGCCGGAACGGAAAUCGAACGAGUCCCCGCCAUGUCACUGAAAUAAACUCUAAUCAAACGAGAACUGCCAAUAUCUUUUUCCUUCUUUCUUC